Molecule: messenger RNA, 3382 nt
Organism: Cyprinodon tularosa
Lineage: Eukaryota; Metazoa; Chordata; Actinopteri; Cyprinodontiformes; Cyprinodontidae
Gene: lpar4
Product: lysophosphatidic acid receptor 4
Exons: 3
Coding region: 437-1495 (352 amino acids)
Biological process (GO): phospholipase C-activating G protein-coupled receptor signaling pathway; positive regulation of Rho protein signal transduction
Cellular component (GO): membrane
Molecular function (GO): lysophosphatidic acid receptor activity
Source: RefSeq, a predicted model, not a curated record
GUUUCCUGUGGCCACCCUUUGCGCACAUGUACCAUAGCGCACAGACGCUCGCGCGCGCAGCAGUACUGCAGCUGUAAUGCGGUUGAAACAGAGGGAGCGAGUCAGGACAAAUGAAGGGAUUCGUUACCAGCUCACUACCUGAUCUUUCCACUCCGUGAAGCCAGCAUUCAGACUCGGAACAGAGAAAAAUCUGCAGCUCCAGACUUUGGACAGCUGUGCGUCUGCCUGGCUGAAGCCCUCGGUGAGGAGGACCAAGGAACAGCUGUGCAUCCUGACUGAAUCUUAACUCUGUGUGCCAAGAUGAGUUGGAGGGGACUUGAGUGGAAGCUUCUCUGUUGACACCUGAGAUCUCCAGAUUUGAAUGCCCCUUUCCUGAAGAUUAUUUUACGUAUCUCUUCUUGUGGCAUUGAAGCUCCUGUCUGUUUCUCCUGUCACUAUGGCCAGCCUCGUGAUCAAUGAAACUGGAAUGGAGGAUUGUGGGAUUGAUGACUCCUUUAAGUACAACUUAUACUCCACAGUUUACAGCGUGGUCUUUGUUUCGGGCCUGAUAACCAACUGCGCAGCUCUCUUUGUGUUCUGCUUCCGGAUGAAAACAUGCAAUGAGACCACAAUGUUCAUGACUAAUCUCGCAUUUUCUGAUUUGGUUUUCGUUUUUACACUACCGUUCAAAGUCUUCUACAAUGUGAACCGCAACUGGCCUUUCGGAGACGGUCUCUGUAAGGUUUCAGGCACUGCCUUCAUCACCAACAUCUAUGGCAGCAUGCUCUUUCUCACCUGCAUCAGCGUGGACCGCUUCCUGGCGAUUGUCUACCCAUUUCGCUCACGCUCCAUCAGGACACGCAGGAAUGCUGCGCUCGUGUGUGCCGCUGUGUGGCUCACUAUAGUGGGCGGAGGAAUAUCGGUGACUUUCUUCUCUACCAUCAACAGCCGGCACAGAGCCACCACAUGCUUUGAGGGAUUCUCCAAAAACACCUGGAAGACCUACCUUUCUAAAAUCACCAUCUUCAUUGAGAUCGUGGGAUUUCUUUUCCCCCUCUUGGCUAACCUGGUGUGUUCUUCCUUGGUUCUUCGGACACUUCGCCGCCCAGUCAGUGCCGGCCAUGGCUGUGACAGCAAGAAACGUGUCCUGCGAAUGAUUGUCGUCCAUCUAAGCAUUUUCAUCAUCUGCUUUGUUCCAUAUAACUUCCUGCUCUUCCUGUAUGCCCUAGUGCGAACCCAGGCUCUGGCUAACUGCAGCGUGGAGCGAUUCGCCCGAACACUUUACCCUAUCACCUUGUGUCUGGCCAGUCUCAACUGCUGCCUGGAUCCUGUGGUUUACUACUUCACCUCAGAGAGCUUCAAGAAGAGCCUGACCAUAGGCAGCAAAGGGUCAGGCUCUCGUCCUGAGAGCAUCCCCCGAAGCAACAAUGAAUCGCAGGACACAAUAGUCCCCAGAGACACUCAGUCGGUGUCCAUUAACGGAAAAGACACCACAACUUCUGACAGCCAGCUAUGACUCGUCACAGAACGGGCUCCACUUGAGCCCUGAACUUGCAUGAAAAAGCAAUCAGCUGUUUAAUUGUGGAAGAGGAAAACAAAUAGCUCAGGAGAUUAGUUAAGUCCAGCGGCAUGGCCUGGGCUUUAUGGAUUAAUCCAGCAGUGGAGAAACCAGGAAUGUAUCUGUUUGUUUUAACACACACAUCCAUACCAGGACUCCUGUGAUUGUUCUCAAAGAGCCACUGAGAGAUACUCUAGUCACACAAACACACCAAUCCUGCCAUAGUAUGGAGAAUUUUACCCAAAUUGUUGAAAUAAGAUUAUUAGUGUAAGAUGAUCUUUUUUAGGUCUGAGCUUUUCCAGUGCUUUAGAUGUGUGGUCAAUUCUGGUCUUACUAUAAAAGGCAGUAUUAUGUUGACCUGCUGGAUUAAAUGUUUGUCUGUUGAGGUUUCAUUUCAUUAAGUCUAUUUUUUAUUUUUCUCUAAUGGUUCUUGGUAUCAUUUAUUUCACCCAAUUCUAAUUUUUUUCACGCUGGUUCACCAAGUGGCUAGCAGAGCAGACGAUCUUAUUUUUUGAAGGAAACUGGCUUGUGUGCUGUGUCACAGGGCAAAUGCUUAUUAUGACUUGAGCAAUGGUCCAUUGUUUGCUUGUGAAUGAGGUCUCUUUACCCUAAUCUGGCUUUAGACUGCAGAUCUACUCAAAGUCUUUUACAGGCAGCAAAUAUGCUCACAUUCCAAAGUAUGGAUGAAACUUUUGCCUGUUUACCCCAAAACUGCCAUCUUGCACAAUAUUAAUUGCUAAACUUUUGUGCAUUACCAGGAGGAUAUAAAGUGUUGAAUUUAAACACAUUGAUUGGUAAUCUUCUCUUCUUCAGAAUGAUGGAGAGAAGCUUUUUAUUCUGGCUUCAUAGCAUCUUCAGGAACAAACAAGCUGCUGCAGACAUUCACAUUUUAACCUAGAAUUUCAUUGCAUUCUAUAAGAAGAUCAGAAUGAUCAAUUAACAUAGUUUAGAUCAGGGAUAAAGUUAGGGUGUACGUUUUUAAAGAUAUAAACCAAAAGAAAAGCUUAAGUUUUGGCCACUACUGUUAGUCAUGUUCCUCAUAAAUCUGCUGUUUAUGUAAGAGUAGCAGGAAGAAAGCCAUUGUUGUAGAAAAAAGCAUAAACAUGAGAUUAGCUUUUUGCUACAAGCCAUUUAGACCCAGUAAACAUAUGGAAGGAUAAGCGAUGAAACCAAAAAGUGACUUUAUUUGUACACGCUGAAAGAAAUGAACUGUAUUUUGGUCAAAUUAUAUUUCUAUGUUUUGACAAUUUUAAAUUUGUGAUUCUGAUCUGAAGCCAUUUUUUCAGUUAACCUAGAAUUAAAAAAAAUCAUACCAUGGAACAAAAUAGCUAUUUAUUAGAUUAGUAUUAAUAAGUUAAUAUUUACUUGGUAACAAUUAGACUAUGUUCAUACAGCCUCCUGAAGUCACUUUGUUUAUAUGUGAUCUGGAUCUGAUCUUUUCAGGACAGUCUGAACAACACAGAUCCAAUGCGACCCACUGGGCUCUGUGGUUCUGAAUCCGAUACGAAUUUGAUCUCUUCAAAUACGACCUGCGUCUGAAUGGCCAGGUCACAUUCAACUGACCUCAAUGCCGUUAAUUCUCAACAAAGUCAUGAUUCUGCGUCUUUCUAUGCAGAAGCAGAAAGAAAAAUAACCAUGGAGGACGAUGAUGCGGAGAGCAGUCUUUAUUUUCAACCUUCUUGAAAAGACUGUGUUAUUGAUGCGCUGGCCGAGGUUGAGAAAGAAACGAAAAAUCGCAAAUGCUGUUCUGCACCACCACCCAUGUUUACUUUUGUCUUUCAAAUCUUUAUUUCAAUUAAAGAAUAAACCAGUACAGGAAACCACGUUCACUUGCAUAAACACAGA